Molecule: messenger RNA, 874 nt
Organism: Haliotis rubra (blacklip abalone)
Lineage: Eukaryota; Metazoa; Mollusca; Gastropoda; Lepetellida; Haliotidae
Product: toll-like receptor 4
Exons: 2
Coding region: 5-874 (289 amino acids)
Biological process (GO): toll-like receptor signaling pathway; immune response
Cellular component (GO): membrane
Molecular function (GO): transmembrane signaling receptor activity
Source: RefSeq, a predicted model, not a curated record
AUGCAUGGUGAGACGUGAUUUUCAGCUUCACUUUAAAGACAACCCUCUCAAGUGCAAUUGCUUGACACUGAACUCACUGAAAUGGAUGAUAGAUAAUUCUUUUAAAUUACCUGGUCUUGAUAACAUGAUCUGCGUGGAUGACAGCAACAGACAACUAUUCUUGAAAGACAUCCAUCAGAUCGUUUUUGACCUUGACAAAAAGUGUACCUCCUACUUAGGUUUAUCUAUCGGUGUCCUCUGCCUUGUGAUGCUUGUUCUAAGCUUGUCCAUAACAGGAAUAGUGUACAGGUUUAGAUGGAAAUUGAGGUAUCUUUACUAUCUGGUACGAAUAAAACACCGGGCUUAUCUGGCUGCGGAGGACGAAGAAGAUGGUGGACCUCAGUUUGAGUUUGAUGCUUUCAUCUCCUAUGCUGACGAGGACCGAGGAUUUGUUGUGGAGGACAUGAGGCGGAUAUUGGAAGGACAGCAGGGACUUCGACUCUGUAUCCACCAUCGAGACUUUCUUGUGGGGGAAGCUAUUGCUGCAAACAUCCUGCAUGCCAUCAGAUCAAGCAGGAGGACAGUGAUAAUCCUGUCAAGUAACUUCCUGAAGAGCUACUGGUGUAAGUACGAAGUGGCUAAGAUGGAGAGUAUCUACACUGGACGGAACACACUGCUGGUGGUAAUCCUGGAGAAGAUCCCAGUGAAGAAUCUGCCCCCUAACAUUGUGGAAUUAAUGCGUCAAGACUCCUACUUGGUGUACACGGAUGAUCGGGAAGGUCAGGAGGUGUUCUGGGAAAGUCUUCAACGUGCUAACUGGCUGAGGCUGGCUGUUUGUGAACUGUUUUGGAUAGUAUCUCAGGCUGACUCGCAGUCUGGGAAGAAGAAGAAGUAG